Messenger RNA from Papaver somniferum (opium poppy), 1892 nucleotides. Its product is annotated as hydroquinone glucosyltransferase-like. The record is from RefSeq and is a predicted model, not a curated record. The transcript has a single exon. Bases 263 to 1678 code for a protein of 471 amino acids. Lineage: Eukaryota; Viridiplantae; Streptophyta; Magnoliopsida; Ranunculales; Papaveraceae. Gene Ontology annotation, molecular function: UDP-glycosyltransferase activity.
GUUAGCUGUCAGCAUUCAUUUCUCUACUUAAUUUGUCUACAUCUAUAUAAAUCUCUUCCCACCUUGAUUACUUUCUCAGUUAGAAAAACUAGAAGAUUUUGUCGGCGUUUAAAUCUGAAAACAAAUUUCUCAUUGACUUCUUACUUUACUCGAUUUUCCGAUUGAUUUUCAUCUUCAACACCAUCCCAACCAGUUCAAUCCAAUUCAAUCUUCUAGACAACUCCGGCGAGAAAAACCACCAAAAUCUUUACAAAUUUCAAAAAUGGAAGCAGCUUCAGAAAUUCUCCAACCCCAUAUCAUUAUGCUACCGAGUCCAGGUAUGGGUCAUCUUAUCCCAUUCAUUGAGUUAGCUAAACGGCUAGUUCUGAAUCAUGGCUUCUCAGUCACAUUCACUAUUCCAGCUGAAACUAAAACUGGGUCUCUUUCUAAAGCUCAAGAAUCUGUUCUUAAUUCCCUUCCUAGUUCUAUAAACUCUAUAGUUUUACCUCCUCUUGAUUUAAGUGAUAUAUUAUCAGCUGAUGUUAAGCCGGAAACUAUAGUUUCGGUAAUGGUAAAUCGUUCGCUUCCCUCUCUUUCUGACUCGUUCAAACUCAUCACUUCAACUCACCGAGUUGUUGCAUUUGUCGUUGACCUUUUUGGUGCUGAUGCUUUUGAUGUUGCUAUGGAGUUCAAUGUCAAGCCAUACAUUUUCUUUCCAUCAACAGCCAUGCUUUUGUCUUUAUUUUUCCAGUUGCCUAAAUUGGAUCAAGAUUACGAUUGUGAGUACAGAGAUGUGCCUGAGCCGAUUCAACUUCCGGGGUGUGUGCCUAUCAAUGGGAUCGAUCUUCUUGAACCGUUGCAAGAUAAGAAAAACGAGGCUUACACAUGGGUCUUACACCAUGCAAAAAGGUAUAAAUCUGCUGCAGGUGUCUUGGUAAACACCUUUGAAGGUUUGGAAACGGGUACUAUUAAAGCUCUGAAGGAGAAAGAAUCAGGUAACCCGCCGAUUUACCCGGUUGGACCUCUUAUCCGGACAGGUCCGAAUGACAAUGUGUCUGAUGAGUCUGGCUCUUUGAAGUGGUUGGAUGAUCAACCCCUUGGCUCCGUCCUAUUCGUCUCAUUUGGAAGCAUCGGAACCCUCUCCAGCGAGCAACUAACUGAAUUAGCUUUGGGCCUAGAAAUGAGUGAGCAAAGAUUUUUGUUGGUUGCAAGAAUUCCCAGUGAUGAUGGAAUAGUAUUCAAUUCCCAAGGUACCGCUGAUCCUUUUGAUUUCUUACCGGAGGGGUUCUUAGAAAGAACCAAAAACCUGGGUUUGGUUGUUCCUUCAUGGGCUCCUCAAGUUCAAGUCCUUGGCCACAAGUCUACGGGCGGCUUCUUAACACAUUGCGGCUGGAAUUCAACCCUUGAAAGCGUGGUACACGGUGUCCCUCUGAUUGCCUGGCCGCUUUUUGCAGAGCAAAAAAUGAAUGCUGUAAUGCUUGAAGAUUUGAAGGUUGCAUUAAGGCCAAAGGCAGACGAACGGGGAAUUAUUGGACGCAAUGAGAUUUCUAAAGUUAUUAGGGGACUUAUGGAAGGAGAAGAAGGGAUGAUUAUUAAGAGUAGGAUGUCAGAACUUCAAACUGCUGCAACAAAUGCGUUAGAAGUAAAUGGGUUUUCGGCUAAGUCAGUUAAUGAAUUGGCAAGUAUGUGGAAAAAUUAGAGGACUGCACAAAUAUAACAGAUUGGGUGCUUUUGUGUAUUUAUAUUUACAUGUUGUCGUGAUUUUGUUUAACACUAAAAAUAAAAGAGAUUGUGAUUUUGUUUAAUAAAGUGUCUUAUGUGUUAUUCUAGAAGAAUCCGUGUAUAUUUUGUAGACUUCAACCAGCGGGGAGCAAGAAUUUCUUUUAGGGGUGUCAAUAAUAUUUUGAUACAAA